Fusarium keratoplasticum is the source of this 465-nucleotide messenger RNA. RefSeq names its product Cytochrome b5 heme-binding domain-containing protein. Gene Ontology annotation, cellular component: membrane; intracellular membrane-bounded organelle. The transcript has a single exon. The record is from RefSeq and is a predicted model, not a curated record. Lineage: Eukaryota; Fungi; Ascomycota; Sordariomycetes; Hypocreales; Nectriaceae. The coding region runs from base 1 to 465 and encodes 154 amino acids. Gene Ontology annotation, molecular function: heme binding.
AUGGGCUGGAUGAACAGAAAGUCUUACCUGGGCACGCGGGACAAUAUCAUUGCCGUGCAAAUCGACUGGAGCGAGACAAAAGACGUACCGUCCGUCGACUUUGUCGAAGACACAAACGACCCCAAAUCAUUCAAAAGAGCACCAAUAGACACUUCAAACGAUGACCUGCCUCUAAUCGACGCAUCCAUUGUCGUUGCUGCCGGAAAAGUCGACCUCCUAUGGAUUGUCAUCGAUGACAUUGUCUAUGACUGCACAGACUUUGUGGAGGAACACCCCGGAGGAUCUCGAGUACUUGAGUCCUUCCGAAGCGGCAAUUGCAGCUGGCAGUUUUGGAGAUUUCACCGGGGAAAGGAUUUGGAGGAGUUUGGAAGGCCUCUUCGGGUAGGGCGGACAACGGGGAUAGAGAACAGGUUCAAGGAGCCACCUAGAUUUGUUGGAUUGAGAAAGCUGUGGGGUGAUGACUGA